UUUUCACUCUGAGUGGCUUGACACUGGCGGUAGUAAUGGCGGCUAAGAUUACUAGAGGAAGGAACCCAAAGACCAUGAAACUUUACUUCUAACGGCCGCGCAGAGGAAUUUGUUUCUAGCGAAACGCAGAAACACCAUCCCAUAACGGAUUCAAGGGAGAACAAGUGCUAUUACGUGAGAUCAACGCGGUAGAUGUCCAGGCUGAGGAGGUGGACGCACUUUGCGACUUGCUAGUUAGCUUAACGUUAGUGCCACUGACUUUGAUUCAAGGUAGCAGUUAGCUUGCUGCACUACUAGCCAGCUGUUGGCUACUUGGCUUGGCUUGGCUGGCCCAACAAGUUAACUAAGUGAAUAACUGUAUGAAAGCAUUCCUUAUUUGAUUUUUUUUGAAUGGUGAUCAGCUGUCUUCGGCAACAGAUAGCUUUACGGAUUUUUACAGAGAGUGGGAUCAGACGACAACAAGUCUACACAGCGCGUUGUGAACAUUAUUACUGCUAACCUCAACGUUAGCUAGUGCAGUAACGCUAGCUAAGUUGGGAUCCUGAAGUCUCGCCCAUUUUUGGAUCCUACCCCAGCCAUUGGCUAAGGGCUAAUCAACAGCCAACUAGUCUGGUUUUCAGGUUCGAUUGGUACUACGAUGGAAAGUCUAACGUUGACUGAUAUCGAGCAGAAAUAUUACUCGGAUUUGUUCGUUUACUGCGACACGGACAACACCAAAAAAGUGGCUUCCAAUGGAAGAGUUCUUGACCUUUUCCGGGCGGCCCAGCUACCCAGCGAAGUUGUCCUGCAGAUCACAGAGCUAUGUGGAGCCACUCGGCUGGGUCACUUCGGGCGGAGCCAGUUCUACAUCGCUCUGAAGCUCAUUGCCGUUGCCCAGGCCGGUCUGCCCCUGAGGGUGGAAAGCCUCAACUCGGUCAAAGACCUGCCGCUGCCCAGGUUCGUAGUGGGGAAGAAUGAGGCAGAGGCGAGGCAUGCAGCGUUGUACCAGGACACAGACAGUCAGGGGUUAUACCCGGCUUCUGCCACCGCAGUAAUACCCAGACCACCAGGCCGGGCUCUCCAGAACAAGAAAGGUCCCCCGUCAUCCACUUCACUUCCUGUCCACGAGGUCAUCCAGCCCCUGGCACCCAGCAUAGAACCACAGCCCGAGCCCACUUCCCCGGUGGUCUCCCCUCACCAGUCUCCCCCCACCUCCCCUCACUCGUGGAGGAAACACAAGCGGCAGCACAGCGGAGGAAACCCAGAAAGACAGCCGGUGGUGGCUGCAGCUGGAGCUGUGUGGACGCAGUUCAGAGAACCACAAGCAGGUCCAGUGCCCGGUGAUGGCAUGUGGUCGUCCCACUCGCCUCCUCCUCCAGGGCAGGAAAGUUGGGUCAGUUUCACAGCAGACACCCCACCAUCCAGCCAUCCACUCCCAGCAAUGCAUCCCUCGUCAGUCCAGGAAAGCACAACGAUACGAACAGUGGCCUCAGCAGCAACAACCAAUGAGAUCCAGCGACAGUCCAGCGGCUACGAUGAUCCGUGGAAGAUCACGGAUGAGCAGAGACAGUAUUAUAUUAACCAGUUCAAAACCAUCCAGCCAGACCUCACCGGCUUCAUACCUGGUUCAGCCGCAAAAGAGUUCUUCACUAAAUCAAAACUACCGAUUUUAGAGUUGUCACAUAUUUGGGAGCUGUCAGACUUUGAUAAAGACGGAGCGCUCACCCUGGAUGAGUUCUGCGCUGCCUUCCACCUGGUUGUGGCCAGGAAGAAUGGCUAUGACCUCCCAGAGAAGCUGCCUGAGAGCCUGAUGCCAAAGCUGAUUGACCUGGAUGACUCAGCAGAGGUCCCUGAAUCGACUGCUGACGUUGGAUACUCGGGCUCCCCGGUGGAGGUCACCCCCAACAAAUCUCCCUCCAUGCCUUCACUCAACCAGGCCUGGCCAGAGAUGAACCAGAACAAUGAGCAGUGGGAGACGUUUAGCGAGCGCUCCUCCAGCUCACAAACUCUGACCCAAUUUGACUCUAACAUUGCACCAGCUGACCCUGACACGGCCAUCGUCCACCCAGUUCCCAUCCGGAUGACACCUAGCAAGAUCCACAUGCAGGAGAUGGAGCUGAAGAGGACUGGCAGUGACCACAACCACCCUACCAGUCCACUGCUGGCUAAACCUCCCGAACUGUCCGAAGAAGCCAAUUUACCUGCCUCCCUGAAGUUUGUAGCCGCCAACACUGUAGGUGAUGGUUACAGCAGUUCAGACUCCUACACCUCAGACCAGGAGCCAAUCACAAGACAAAGGUCUCAGUCGGGUACGUCUCCAGAGGCGCUGAAGGUGGUAGCCCCCUCCCCGCCACCCCGCCCCCACCCCUCUCACUCUCGCUCCUCGUCUCUCGACAUGAACCGCACCUUCGCCGCGGCAUCUGCACCAGGACAACCACAACCCUCUACGAUAGCUUACCCGCCUGCUGUGCCUCCUCGACCGCUGCCCACACAGACAUCAGCACCACACACUGGGCAUCGUGUAGAGGCAGAGGGUGCACCGGGAGGCGGGGCGGUGCUCACCAGCACUUCCCCCCAACAGAUUCCCCAGCAGCCCAAUUUCGCAGACUUCAGUCAGUUUCAGGCCUUCGCUGCGUCUGAACAGCCUUCCAGCCUGCCAGAGGUCGAUAUGCACAGUGAGCCUGGACAGGCGGACAAGUCAUCAGAGGGAGCCGGCCCUUUGAGAACAGUCAAGAGUGAAGGCCAAGCAGACGAGAGGGCCUCAGCUACUGUCAACUCUGUCAAGGGUUCAUCUGGUCCACUAGCCCCUCCUCCAAAACCUGUGCGCCGAAGGUUGAAGUCUGAAGAUGAGCUUCGACCGGAGGACGAGCAACAUGGUCCGCAGAAAUCAAACGUCAUAGCUGCCGUCCUGGCCACUCAGCCCUCCAUCCCCAGGUCAGUAGGAAAAGACAAAAAGGCGAUUCAAGCUUCAAUUAGAAGAAACAAGGAGACGAACACAGUGUUGGCACGACUUAACAGUGAACUGCAGCAACAGCUGAAGGAUCUGCUUGAAGAGAGGAUAUCCCUGGAAGUCCAGCUGGAGCAGCUCAGACCUUUCUCUCAUCUUUAACCAACGUGAAGAGGGAAACUCUGCUGUAGUUCAUCCGAAGCAAGGCUGCGGGCCUCGGUUUAACUCCUCCCUCAAUCCCUCCCUCCUUCCACCAUCUUGGCUUUUCCUGAAGGCUCCGACCUGCUGCAGUGUGCUCCGUUAAAACUCUUGCGCUCAAUCACACAAUUAUUAAUCAUAAACCGGAAGGACCUGAGGGCGCGGUCUUAAUAAGAGGAGGAGGUGACAGGAGUGGGGGCGGGGGGGAUGUUACAAACUGGCACUUUCCAAUUUUUUUAAAGAGAGGUGAACAUGAGGAUGACAGCCGACUGAGAAAUUGUUAGGAGUGGCAGACAAGACGCUCCAACUGCGAGUGAGGUCGGAAGACAAACUGCUGGUGUCUGAUGACUUUACUCUCUGACUGAAGAAGAAAGCCGGAGUGUGUUUGUCGUGUGUGUGUGUGUGUGAGAUUGUUUGUGUAGUUGUGUUCCUGUUUAGUGACUUAGUUGAGGCUAGCACCAAUAUGUUUAUUCUCUCUUAAGGUUUGCCACACCAAACUCCUAUUAAAAGUCAGGCAAAUUUAAAGACGCAGUUCAGUAUUUUGGGAAAUACGCUUCUUCGCUUCGUUAUGAGAAUAUAUCAAUAUUAAUAUAAUAUCAAUCUAAUGUGUGUUAAGUACAGAGAUGGAGUCUAUGAUAAGCUUAGCUUAGCUUAGCAUAAAGACUGGAAGCAGGGGAAAACAGCUAGCCUGGCUCUGUCCAAAGUUCAAAACUACAGCUACCAGCACCUCUAAAACUCACACUCUGUCUCUCUUUUGUUUAAUCCGUACAGAAACAGAAAAGUAAAAACAAUUUGUGGUUUUGCAUGCUGAAACUACUUCAUCUAACUCUCGGAAGGAAAGCGUGUAAGUGUAUUUCCCAAAAUGUCAAACUAUUACUUUAAUUGUCUUCUCACUUAUUGGUGUACCUACUUUUCUACUACUGUGAAUGAAAACUUAUUCAAAACUGGACAACAAUUGUGAAAAACAGGACUUUAAAAGCAUUUCUUAAAUAUCAUCAAAGACAUUCUGCCUACUGAACAUUUACCUCCUGAAUGUCACCAUUUUCAAAAAAAAUGUUAAAAAUUGGUCACAGAAACAUGCUACAACACAUAUUAGAGGCUUUUAAAACAUGAGAAAGUCUACACCAGGACUCUACGUAUGCCAGUAAGCAAGGAACGUUAAAAAAACAAUGUUUUUUUGACUGGAGUUUGGUGUGGUCGGUCUCUCCAUAAAACAUAUGGGGCUACUUCUUGACAGGAUUUUUUGUGUAUGUUUGUGUGAGGCCUUUAAUGGCUAAAUCAUCAUGGUGAAGGCUUUUUUGACUCAUCCUGUGACAUGAAUUCAGCCCACCUCCCUCUUCUCACUGCCCCUCGAAGUCUACGUGUGUCUGUGCAUGUGUGGUUGAUGCAGUGAAUGAAUGAAUGUGCUUUGUCGUCUUUUUUUCUUUGUUACACAGUGUUUGGGGUUUGAUGUGACUGAAUGGUUUAACUUUAUGCCAAAUGACUGAACUAUCACUCUCUGCUCUCUCACCUGCUCAGUCUUUAUACUUGGGCUGCAACCUCUUUUCCCUUCCUACAGGUUUCUCUUGAUUAGCUGUGCAUCAGCAUUUCAGCUUUCCUUUAAAUCCUCUCAUUCUCGGUUGCUGUGUUUAUUUCAAGUCUUUAACUUCACAUGGAUGCGAAAGCAUUUAGUCAAAACAGACAUUCACUUGAAGGGUUUUAGAUAUUCCAGCUGCUUGACUGGAGGAGGCGGAAUUCAUGAAGAAUUGUGUUGCUGAUCAGCGAGAAGUUUUCCUGUGAUUUUCCGGUUGGUAAACACACGUGCACAGAUCCAAACUGACGGUGCAGAUAGAGUUGAUAUUGAUUUCAAAAAUUCUGUUUUUUCAAUCGGGCAGUCGGCACUAUGCAAGUAUGGGCGAUACAUCUUCACAGACCAACUAUACUUAGCUGUUUGUACUAUGAUAGUAGCAACUGUGUGAACAGUAUACUCUUGUUUUUGUAUCUUAGAUCUUCCAAAACACCAUCUACUGUAUGUUUGUGAUUCAUUUUGCCUUUUUGUUUCUAUUUUGGUACUGACGAGCAGUCUGCUUCCCCCCGCUCCCAGCUCCAGAGGGAAGUAAACUCCAGAUCAGUGUUUUAUCUGGGCACUUUCACCCUAAAUUUGCAAGAUACGACCCUUUGCUGGUUGUAGAUGAAGCUUAACAGGACUACAGACGGAGACCAGUCAACAGAAUGGGAGACCUGAAUGACCCAACUGCACUUUGGACUUAAACCCCCUCCUUAUUUCUUUUGAGUUUUUUUAUUUGUUACGUCUCUCUUUGCUUUCUUUUAACCUGCAUGUUGUUCUUGUCUUUAACAUGUAUUUAAAAAAAAAAAAGAAGAUGCUUUAAGAAGAAAAAUAAUGAACCAAUUAAGUUUUAUUUCUUCAGUACAACUUGGAAACUGAAAGGUUUUUGUGCCAGUACCAUAAAAUACCCUGUCUUUAGUUAAUUUGUUUAUAUAUAUAUAUAUAUAUAUAUAAUGUUUUGUCCCUGGAGCGUCCUGUGUGUUCGCGAAGAAUCUGUCUUCUUCUAAAGCCUUACUCCCUGACUGGCGUUCAGGUUUCCACGGUGGCUGACUGACUUCUCUUCCUUCCUCUUCAAGGCUCGCCUUCUUUUUUCUGCUGUCGAGGACGAUGAUGUACUUGGUGUGUGAGUGUGUUAUAUUAUUUCCAGACCUGGAACUAAUACCAUUUAAAACCCUAUUAAAAACCUUAUUGUGCGAUAGAUUUAUGUUUGCUAGCACAAUAGCUCCCCUCCAUCCCUGAACCCAAAAGGCAAUCGAGGCAGGCAGAAGCAAUCAGUCGUUAACAAAGUCUUUGAUUGGAUUUUGAAUGCUAUUUGCUCCCAGAUCUGUGUUGUAUAUUGUAUAUGAUACACACUUUUGGACUCAUAUGUAAAUUUGCAUUAAUUGCUGACUAACAGCGAAAGAAUAUUCUAUUUAAUUCCUUCUCUCUUGGCUGUGGGAUCCUAGAUGUUUAACUGCAUGGAUGUACUGUAUCUCUGCAGAGUCAACUAGCAGCUGUGUGAUUUUUACACAAAAAUAAAAACGGCACAAUAUUUUAAA
Molecule: messenger RNA, 6208 nt
Organism: Siniperca chuatsi (mandarin fish)
Lineage: Eukaryota; Metazoa; Chordata; Actinopteri; Centrarchiformes; Sinipercidae
Gene: reps1
Product: RALBP1 associated Eps domain containing 1
Exons: 19
Coding region: 638-3088 (816 amino acids)
Biological process (GO): endosomal transport; endocytosis
Cellular component (GO): plasma membrane; cytoplasm
Molecular function (GO): calcium ion binding; protein binding
Source: RefSeq, a predicted model, not a curated record